Messenger RNA from Notodromas monacha, 900 nucleotides. Lineage: Eukaryota; Metazoa; Arthropoda; Ostracoda; Podocopida; Cyprididae. The record is from the annotation of a GenBank genome assembly.
AGUUAAUGUGGUCUCGUUUCUAAAAGAAUCCUUCUGUAAAGGAAACUCCUCAAAAAAUGACUGAAGAUAUUGAAAAGGCUGACGACGGGGAGAAGAAACCAAUUCUGGGGUACUGGAAAAUUCGAGGGCUUGCUCAACCAAUAAGGUUGCUUUUGGCUUACUGUGGGGUGGAUUGGGAAGACAAAUUUUAUCGAGAAGGGGAUCCACCUGAUUGCGACCAAUCUGACUGGCUCUAUGACAAGCAAGUUCUCGGGCUGGAGCUGCCAAAUUUGCCGUAUUUCACUCAUGGAAGUAUAAAUGUCACUCAUGCUGGGGCUAUAAUGAGAUAUAUUGCUGAAGUUCAUGGAAUGUCUGGUUGCACUGAAGAAGCCCAACUUGCAGCGGAAAUGGCUUACUUCGAGCUGGAAGACUGGAGAAACGAAUGUCUCGCUCUUUUCUACGUACAUUACGGAGAAGACGGGGCAACCGACCGAUAUUUGGCGACAGCAUUACCGCGAUAUUUGAUGCGGUUCUCGCGGAUUUUCAGCGACGCCAGAUUGUUCCUCGUUGGACGUGAGGUGACCUAUCCCGAUUUCCUUCUCUACGAACUAUUGGAGUGGAGCUUGUUCGCAGAGCCCGAGUGCUUGCUGACGUUUCCGCGCCUGGAGGCGUUCAGAAGAAGGAUUGAAAGUCUGCCCCCGGUGCGAACCUACAUAGACUCGAACAGGUUCAUCAGAUGGCCACUGACAGGGAACAGAGCUCGUUUUGGAACAAAGCGGGACAAUCAAGUCAUUCUAAGUCACCACACGCGACAACAUUCGAUCUUUUGAAAGAAAUUUGUUUUCAAGAUUUCCCAGACAUUGACUUCCUCAUAUUCCAAGCAAAAAAAUACGAACUUCCUUUCCAAGCGUCAGCAUACAA